Molecule: messenger RNA, 723 nt
Organism: Tupaia belangeri chinensis (Chinese tree shrew)
Lineage: Eukaryota; Metazoa; Chordata; Mammalia; Scandentia; Tupaiidae
Gene: TATDN1
Product: TatD DNase domain containing 1
Exons: 4
Cellular component (GO): cytosol
Molecular function (GO): 3'-5'-DNA exonuclease activity
Source: RefSeq, a predicted model, not a curated record
GUGCAUUCGUUUGAUGGUACCAAGGAAGCAGCAGCUGCUUUGAUUGACUUGGAUCUUUAUAUAGGGUUUAAUGGUUGCUCACUGAAAACUGAGGCUAACUUGGAAGUUUUGAAGUCAAUACCUAGUGAAAAAUUAAUGAUUGAGACUGAUGCACCUUGGUGUGGAGUCAAAAGUACACAUGCUGGAUCAAAAUAUAUAAAAACUACAUUUCCUACCAAAAAAAAGUGGGAAAAUGGACACUGUUUAAGAGAUCGAAAUGAACCCUGCCAUAUAAUUCAAAUACUGGAGAUAAUGUCAGCAGUAAGAGAUGAGGAUCCACUGGAGUUAGCCAAUACACUAUAUAACAACACCGUUAAAAUUUUUUUUCCUGACAUGUAAUUGGUAAUGUCUUCCAUUUUCUAUCAUGUUUAUAAAAUUUCAUGUAAAACUGAAAGUUUCAAUAAAGAAAUUACGUGAAAGUUGUCUGAAGUAUUAUAUUUCACAGCACACUGUCCUCCUCAAUUCUACCCAUAAAAAUCAGAUCAGGAUCUUUUAUAUCAUUUAAUGCAUGAAUUUAAAACAAUGAAAAUCCCUAACUAUUUUCAUUUUGUAAUCUCUUCAAAAGUCUGAAAAUCAAUUUUAGGACAACACUGCAAAGACAGAAUGGCUAACAAAUACAAUGAUUGUACAUAAAAGUUAAAUAAUUAGCACAUUCUGGUUGAUAACAAAGUUUAGUUGAUAUAA